GCGGCCGGGGGAGGCCUGAGCUGUGUGUCUGCGCGGGCGGCAGGCAACGGCCGGGGAGGGCGGCGGCGGCGGCGUGGGCUGGGCUCCGGCGGGCGGCCGCACCUCAAGACUCCCCGGAGCGGGAGCCCACGCGGGCGGGCUCCCGAAACAAAGAGAAGCGGGAGUCCGGACGCGGCGGGUGGGCGGUCGAGCCCGGUUCUGCCCCGGAGCCCGCCGGCGGGUGCCCGCGCCGAGCCCGGAGCGCGGCCGCUCGGCGCGGCCUGAAGGGCGGGAAGAUGCCGCGCGUCGUGCCCGACCAGAGGAGCAAGUUCGAGAACGAGGAGUUCUUCAGGAAGCUGAGCCGCGAGUGCGAGAUUAAGUACACGGGUUUCAGGGACCGGCCCCACGAGGAGCGCCAGACACGCUUCCAGAACGCCUGCCGCGACGGCCGCUCGGAGAUCGCUUUUGUGGCCACAGGAACCAAUCUGUCUCUCCAGUUUUUUCCGGCCAGCUGGCAGGGAGAACAGCGGCAAACACCUAGCCGGGAAUAUGUCGACUUAGAGAGAGAAGCAGGCAAGGUGUACUUGAAGGCUCCCAUGAUUCUGAAUGGAGUAUGUGUUAUUUGGAAGGGCUGGAUUGAUCUCCACAGAUUGGAUGGUAUGGGUUGCCUGGAGUUUGAUGAGGAGCGAGCCCAGCAGGAAGAUGCAUUAGCACAACAGGCCUUCGAAGAGGCUCGAAGAAGAACUCGAGAAUUUGAGGAUAGAGACAGGUCUCACCGGGAGGAAAUGGAGGUGAGAGUUUCACAGCUGCUGGCAGUAACUGGCAAGAAGACAGCAAGACCCUAGUCCUGGUUCCAAUUUAGGUGGUAGUGAUGAUCUCAAGCUUCGUUAACCUGAGCACAGCAUACGUGCUGCCAUCUCUACAUACACACUGCUUCUAGUUGGCACAAAUAACUCACUGUGCGACCAGAAACUGUGAUAACUAGAGGUACUACAGCAUCUAUCUUGACCUGAGACAGCGUGAGACAUCAUCAGCCGCCAUGGUUUGCACUAUAAUACCUGCAUUUCUGAUUUUUAAAACAUGUAGCCAGUAAUAAUCUGAAUUUUUUUUUUCUAUGCAAGCUUAUCUUGUUGGCAUUAUUUUAGUUAGGUUGAAAGUAUCUACUUUCUCCUACUUAAUUUAGAAGUUCAUGUCAUUUGAAAACAAGAUAAGAAAUUAAAAUUUGUAUCAGGGUUUUCUUCAGCCAGUUGCUUAAAUUCUUUUGUACUUUCAGACAAGUUGGCUAUACAGCUUUCCUUCUUAGAUGAGCAUUUUGGUUUUGUUUUCUCUAUGUCAUGUUGUUUUUGUAUUCUACACCAUUUUACAAAUGAAGGUGUGCUUAUGUUUUGUUUUGUUUUUUACAAGCUAAAAACCUAGCAUAGAGCUGUCUGCCAUAGCCUCCUAAAACAAAAGUUUACAGUUGUUAAAGCUACAGUAUCCUUUUAAAUGCUAAUAAUUAUCUUUUCUGUCCCUUUUAAACAUAAAAUUUUAAAUUAGUAUUAAUUUUUAUUUGUCUCAGAUCCGUUUCAAGUUGUAGUCUAUAAUCAUGAUUUGGGUAGAGAUAUCCUCCAUAGGUAAUAAUGUUCUACAGAUAUGCCCAAAGAAGUCACAUGCUGGCUUCUGUUUCAUUCAGGGAUUUUUUUUUUUUUUUUCUUUUUAAAUCAGUCAGAAAAGGGAUACUGGAACUUCUUGUAUGUAACAGCAUAUUAAACUGGAGGCAGUAAUGAAUCAGCUACAGAGGUAAAUGGUAUGAAAAUCAUGUUUAAGAUAGCUGCUUUCAUGUGUAUUUUGUAUUGCAUGCUUUUGUAGAAACAAAAUUAAUUGGGUGAUGAAGAUUAGUCUUAGAAAAUGGUCAUCUGUGCAGAAGAUACAUUUUCUUCCAUUAAUUCUGGGCAAAACAUUGACAGUUAUUUAUGAUGGUAUUUUGCAAAAGGACUAAAUAGCGCCUUUUGAGAUGAGUCAGUGUAACAAUAUUUUUUAAAUAGGCUUAGUGUCAAAUUGCAAUUUUUUUAAAUAUAAAACUGGAAAAAAGUGCUAAUUCAGUUGGCACAUGCUUACAGAUACUUUUCGUGGUCUUAUUCAUUAAAUGUUACUACAUUUCUGAAUUUUUGCAAAAAUGUAUUUUAUCAUAAAAUGGCAUUAUUUUAGAGAAUUUUAAAAACUGACGUGGUCAAUUCAGAAAAGUCUGAAUAAGGUCAUUGCAUUUAAAAAGCAUAUAAAGAUACUUGAUUGUGGAGAUGUGUCUUUCAUUGUAUAUAGGUCUUAAAAUUCAUAAACAAAUACCCUGUAUUUCAAAAUAAAAAAUAUUUGUUAUAUAUUUGA
Psammomys obesus (fat sand rat) is the source of this 2340-nucleotide messenger RNA. RefSeq names its product core-binding factor subunit beta (gene Cbfb). The coding region runs from base 276 to 824 and encodes 182 amino acids. The record is from RefSeq and is a predicted model, not a curated record. Gene Ontology annotation, biological process: regulation of transcription by RNA polymerase II. The transcript is spliced from 6 exons. Gene Ontology annotation, cellular component: nucleus; core-binding factor complex. NCBI's taxonomy places the organism in Eukaryota, Metazoa, Chordata, Mammalia, Rodentia, Muridae. Gene Ontology annotation, molecular function: transcription coactivator activity; sequence-specific DNA binding.